Molecule: messenger RNA, 1377 nt
Organism: Epinephelus moara (kelp grouper)
Lineage: Eukaryota; Metazoa; Chordata; Actinopteri; Perciformes; Serranidae
Gene: akr1a1b
Product: aldo-keto reductase family 1, member A1b (aldehyde reductase)
Exons: 9
Coding region: 157-1131 (324 amino acids)
Biological process (GO): aldehyde catabolic process
Cellular component (GO): cytosol
Molecular function (GO): aldose reductase (NADPH) activity
Source: RefSeq, a predicted model, not a curated record
GAAAAGGAAAUGUCACCAAAAUGAGGUGGUGUUUUUGAACAUUUGGCAGAAAAAACCCCCACUCCUGCUUACGUUUCCCACCCAGGAGGACUACAAGAAGAGGUCCCCGUUUGAAGCCGCAGGUUUUAAAAUCUUGAAACAGUGCUUCUGAGAGGCAUGAAUGACUUUGCAGUUCUCAACACGGGCCGGAAGAUGCCCCUCCUCGGACUGGGGACGUGGAAGAGUGAGCCAGGAAAGGUGAAACAAGCAGUCAUUUGGGCCUUGGAGGCUGGGUAUCGCCACAUUGAUUGUGCAUCCAUCUAUGCCAAUGAGGUUGAGAUUGGAGAAGCCCUACACGAGACACUCGGCCCUGGCAAGGCCCUGAGACGAGAGGACGUGUUCAUUACAUCCAAGCUGUGGAACAACCGACAUCACCAAGAGGACGUGGAGCCGGCUCUCCAGAAGACCCUGAAGGACCUGAAGCUGGAGUACCUGGACCUCUACCUCAUCCACUGGCCCUACGCCUUCCAAAAAGGAGACGUUCCUUUCCCCAGAAACGAGGACGGCACCUUGCUGUAUGACGACAUCGACUACAAGCUGACCUGGGCUGCCAUGGAGAAGCUGGUGGAAAAGGGCCUCGUCAGAUCCAUUGGCUUGUCCAACUUCAACAGCAGGCAGAUAGAUGACAUCCUGUCAGUCGCCAGCAUCAAACCCACUGUCCUACAGGUAGAGAGCCACCCCUACCUGGCCCAGGUAGAGCUGCUGGCCCACUGUCGGGACCGUGGCCUGGUGAUGACAGCCUACAGCCCUCUGGGUUCUCCUGACCGGGCCUGGAAACAUCCAGAUGAGCCUGUUCUGCUUGAGGAGCCUGUGCUGGCCACCCUCGCAGAGAAAUAUAAAAAGUCCCCUGCUCAGAUUAUCCUGAGGUGGCAGACUCAACGAGGAGUGGUAACAAUCCCCAAGAGUGUGACAGAGUCCCGAAUCAAAGAGAACAUUCAGGUGUUUGAGUUCACCCUUGAAGCUGAGGAGAUGAAGAGUAUUACAGCCCUGAACAAAGGCUGGCGCUACAUUGUACCAAUGAUCGAAGUGGAAGGAAAACGUGUUCCUAGGGAUGCAGGACAUCCUCACUACCCUUUCAACGACCCCUACUGACAGCUCACACUGCAACCUGAAUUUGUGCCUUCAACAACCCCAAAAAUGCCACAUCACCCCCCCCCCUCCCCGACAUCACUAAUAAAUGUUCCUGGAUCCUGACAUUGUUUGUCUUUAGAUUAUGUCUAAUGUUGCACUUAUCAUUAGAACAUUUAAAGUUACUGUUGGUGAUGGAGAUUGCAAAAUCUGGUAUGACUGUAUACGUACUGUACGUGUUAUUUUUUAAAUAAACAUUUUGUUACUUCA